AUGUUGGAGACUUUAGCGCAAACCUCAAGUAAGUCAAAAUGACAAAAAUAAUGAAGUUUCAUGGGGUUUUUCAAGAUAUCGACAUAGGCAGCUUCAUAACAGACGUGAUCCGUGGCUUCUCUGACAAAGGCGUUGAUGUUAGUCUCAUUUUAAAUUUUGAAGAUAUUAAAUUUGUUCUCAUUUCGAACUCACAGAGCUCUGAUACGAAUGGCGAUGGCUGUCUUGAUGAAACCGAAAUUGAAGAUUUUGUGAGAAACCAUGUUGGACAUGCGCUCAAAGUUCCUCCAAGCCAUCUCGUGGAUCAUUAUGACACCGACCAAGAUAGAAAAUUGUGCAAAGAUGGUGAUUACCCUUCUGUAUUUCAACUAUUAAAAAGUAUUACAGAAGUUUGGGGAAUGAUUGAACGAAAAGACGAGUCAUUAUUGGAAACGAUCCCUGGACUUUUCGAAAACCAAGCCGAAGAAGAAGCUCCGGAAGAUCUCCAAUCAAUUUUUGAAGACGAAAACAAAGGCCACGAAGAACUGUGA
Molecule: messenger RNA, 527 nt
Organism: Caenorhabditis auriculariae
Lineage: Eukaryota; Metazoa; Nematoda; Chromadorea; Rhabditida; Rhabditidae
Source: the annotation of a GenBank genome assembly